CAAAUCGAGGUGUUAAAUGCUCGAGGAGAAGGCUCUGUCGCCCACCCUUCUUCGUUUCCGUCAGACGCUCAUGGCCUUGUGAAGCUUCCUCUGCUCUCUGAGCCCUCGUAAGAGAACGCAGUUUCCCCCGGUGUUGCUGCCAAAUUUCAAGACCUGAAUGAGGAGGGCUGUGGCCUCAUCUCCCAGCUAGGAUGAGUCAUUUCCGGUGACAGACUCCCUCCCCCGGAAGUGAGACCUAAUGUAAACACUAGAGCCGGGUGUCAAGGCCCUGGAGGUCAGAAAGCCGUGCCGCGGGCGGCACCGAGAGCUGGGCCUGGGAUCCGGACGCACACGGAAGUCAGGGAAGCAAUCCUGGAUCAUGACUCAGCAGCCACUUCGAGGAGUGACCAGCCUGCGUUUCAACCAAGACCAAAGCUGCUUUUGCUGCGCCAUGGAGACAGGUGUGCGCAUCUACAAUGUGGAGCCGUUGAUGGAGAAGGGACAUCUGGACCAUGAGCAGGUGGGCAGCAUGGGCCUGGUGGAAAUGCUGUUCCGUUCGAACCUGCUGGCCCUGGUGGGCGGUGGCAGCAGCCCCAAGUUCUCAGAGAUCUCAGCAGUGCUGAUCUGGGAUGAUGCCCGGGAGGGCAAGGACUCCAAGGACAAGUUGGUGCUGGAGUUCACCUUCACCAAGCCAGUGCUGGCUGUGCGCAUGCGCCAUGACAAAAUUGUGAUUGUGCUGAGGAACCGCAUCUAUGUGUACUCCUUCCCCGACAAUCCCCGAAAGCUGUUUGAGUUCGACACCCGGGACAACCCAAAGGGGCUCUGUGACCUCUGCCCCAGCCUGGAGAAACAACUGCUAGUGUUCCCAGGACACAAGUGUGGGAGUCUACAACUUGUGGACCUGGCAAGCACAAAGCCUGGCACUUCAUCUGCUCCAUUUACCAUUAAUGCACAUCAGAGCGAUGUCGCCUGUGUGUCCCUAAACCAGCCAGGCACCGUAGUAGCCUCGGCCUCCCAGAAGGGCACCCUUAUUCGCCUUUUUGACACACAGUCCAAGGAAAAACUGGUGGAACUACGCCGAGGCACUGACCCCGCCACCCUCUACUGCAUCAACUUCAGCCAUGACUCCUCCUUCCUGUGCGCUUCCAGUGAUAAGGGCACGGUCCAUAUCUUUGCUCUCAAGGAUACUCGCCUCAACCGCCGCUCUGCGCUGGCUCGUGUGGGCAAGGUUGGGCCUAUGAUUGGACAGUACGUGGACUCUCAGUGGAGCCUGGCGAGCUUCACAGUGCCUGCUGAGUCAGCCUGUAUCUGCGCCUUCGGUCGCAACACUUCCAAGAAUGUCAACUCUGUCAUUGCCAUCUGUGUAGAUGGGACCUUCCACAAAUAUGUCUUCACUCCUGAUGGAAACUGCAACAGAGAGGCUUUCGAUGUGUACCUUGACAUCUGUGAUGAUGAUGACUUUUAAGGACCCUGUGGGUUGUGCUAGGGACCUGCAGUGGCAAAGUGCAAAGCAUUUAUUGGGGUGGGAGUGCUAGAAGCCACCAGCCAGCAAGCACUAAUGGGGCAGAUGCCCACUUUCCACUCCUCAGAGCAAUGCCUAAACAGCUCAUUUCUUCCAAGCACUUCUUGAUGAUUAUGUCCUUAAGGACUGUGUACCCACAAGGCCAGGCCAGGGACCCAGAGGGGCAGCAGAUGCCCUGGGGCGCCCAACCUGGAGAAGAAUACUAGGGACCCAGAGGGAGUGCCCUAAUCCAACCUGUGGGGAUAAAAAAAAAAAGUCUUCCGAGAAAGAGCCAAUCUCUGAUAUGAUGAAUUUGAAUAAAAAGCCCUUAAUAGUAUUUAUGGCUGGACUUCGGGGGUGGGGCCUGGAGGAGAUGAGGCUGAAAAGGCACUGCAGUUUCCAGAAAAGGUGUGACCCUCUUGGACAGAAAGGAGGUGGGACCCUGCUCUGGUCCUUCUGACAGUCCCUACCGUCAUCUCUGCUUAGUCCGUUUGUCUGGCCACUGUUAUUGCGCCGCCCGGAACAGGGCUCCUUGGCGCGCCUCCAUCUGGGAUUGGAUGGGAACGCCUCGCUCCGCUGCCAAUACUUAAUUUCCCGGCA
Molecule: messenger RNA, 2080 nt
Organism: Miniopterus natalensis
Lineage: Eukaryota; Metazoa; Chordata; Mammalia; Chiroptera; Miniopteridae
Gene: WDR45
Product: WD repeat domain 45
Molecular function (GO): protein binding
Source: RefSeq, a predicted model, not a curated record